Messenger RNA from Radiomyces spectabilis, 1724 nucleotides. Its product is annotated as glutamate 5-kinase. The coding region runs from base 173 to 1387 and encodes 404 amino acids. Gene Ontology annotation, molecular function: RNA binding; ATP binding; glutamate 5-kinase activity. The transcript has 4 exons. Gene Ontology annotation, cellular component: cytosol; cytoplasm. NCBI's taxonomy places the organism in Eukaryota, Fungi, Mucoromycota, Mucoromycetes, Mucorales, Radiomycetaceae. The record is from RefSeq and is a predicted model, not a curated record.
AUUAUCCGUCCCGUUCACCCAAAACCAAAAAGAAAAAAAAGAAAAGAAAAAAGAGGAACAUCGCCUUGGGAACCCAUCGAUAUCUACUCCCUUUUUCAUUGUAUCUAUUAUCGUUAUUUGUAUAACAAGAAACAACAAAAGUACCCUCACUAGUCUCUGAAAUCUGACAAUCAUGGUUAUCUAUCGCAAUAUUCACAACACUCAUCGACCUACCAAGUCGUCACUGACCCUGGUGAUCAAAGUCGGGACUUCAUCCAUUUGUGACGAGAAAACACAUUAUCCGUUGCUGGGCAAUCUGUCUCGCAUCGUCGAAACCAUCCUGCAACUGAAAAACAUGGGUCACCGCGUGGUGCUUGUUACCAGUGCCGCCGUAGGGACAGGGCUCCGACGCUUGAAUAUGAACGAAAAGCCAAAGAAGCUUUCGGGAAUUCAGGCUAUUGCUGCUGUGGGUCAAGGCCGGCUUAUGAGCAUGUAUGAUGAUUUGUUUGGUCAAUUCAACCAGCCCGUGGCUCAAAUCUUGUUAACUCGCAAUGACUUGGCCGACCGUUCGCAGUAUCUGAAUGCGGUCAAUUGUCUGGAACAACUGCUCGAUAUGAGUGUGGUGCCCAUUGUGAACGAAAAUGAUACCAUUUCAGUUUCGGAAAUCAAAUUCGGUGAUAAUGAUACAUUAUCUGCCAUCACGGCCGGCAUGGUGAAAGCUGAUUAUUUGUUCUUGAUGACUGACGUGGAUUGUUUAUACACGGAUAAUCCUCGUACGAACCCGAAGGCCAGGCCAGUAUUAGAAUGCGAUGAUAUUGAAGCAUUAAGAGAAGAGAUCACCGUGACAUCGCCCGGAUCUUCCCUCGGCACGGGCGGGAUGGUGACUAAACUGGUUGCGGCCGAUCUAGCCACAGCGGCCGGGGUAACGACGGUGAUUACACGCGGCGCGACCCCCGAAAACAUUAUACCCAUCAUUGCUGCCGAUGAUAAUCAAAAGGUGCCUCUCCAUACCCGAUUUGUGGCCAAACCUCAACCGCUCAUUGACCGCAAAUGGUGGAUUCUUCACGGGUUACACACCGCUGGGACAGUGGUGAUUGAUGCCGAUGUCGCUGGAGCCAUUGCCAAUGGUGCGACCCGACAGGGAGCCAGUGGUGCUUCACUGUAUGCACAUUCGGUCAAACGAGUCGAAGGUCAUUUUGUCGAACAUCAGGCGGUAAGGCUCGUUGUGCAGCAUACAACGGCCGAUGAUGUGACGGAUUUUAUCACCGUGGCCAAAGGCAUCGUCAACUAUUCAAGUGCAGAAAUUGUCCGCAUCAUGCGUGCACAACAAAAUGAUAUCGUGGAUUCCCUCGGCUAUGGUGAUGCUGACUGCAUCAUCCAUCGAGAUAAUAUGGCCAUCUCCAUCUAAUUUUUUUUUGUCUUUGCUUUUUAUCUGUAUGUCUCUUUUGUGUAUUAACCCUUUUAUUCUUCCCUUCCUGCACACACACACACACACACACACACCUUUUCCAUCCCCUUAUUUAUCAUCACCAUCUCUCUCUUUUUUUUCAUUGUCUCUUUUUCUCGCUACUUUUUGCUCUCCAUCAUUUAUUCCUCUCUUCCUAUUAUAAAAAUAAGUCGCUUUACCAUUCUUCAGAUGAUCAUGACUUUUCUGUCAGUUCAUUCACUGUCAUCAAGUUAAUCGCCAUGUUGACGAUUCGUCGUCCAAAAUCCUGAUGGCUAUAAAUAAUAGGACAGUGUAUUAC